Messenger RNA from Nicrophorus vespilloides, 2179 nucleotides. Its product is annotated as ubiquitin-conjugating enzyme E2 Q2. The transcript is spliced from 6 exons. Gene Ontology annotation, molecular function: ubiquitin conjugating enzyme activity. The record is from RefSeq and is a predicted model, not a curated record. Gene Ontology annotation, cellular component: nucleus. Gene Ontology annotation, biological process: protein polyubiquitination. Bases 402 to 1553 code for a protein of 383 amino acids. Lineage: Eukaryota; Metazoa; Arthropoda; Insecta; Coleoptera; Silphidae.
UAUGACAGUUUGUGAGCGUAAAGUAAAUGGUGUCCAGGUGCGUCCUGUACAAAAGGAGAUUCGAGGCGAGGUCUGGUCGCGCCGCCGGAGCCGAGCAUGUCCGAUCGUUGCCGAUGAGCGUUUCUUUUUAAAGAACACAAGAAAUUCGGCCAUUUUGACGAGCGUAGGGAGUGAACAGUUGCAAAACAAUCCGUGUGUUUAGAGUGGAAAGUUCAGUGGCUGGUAUUGCGAGAGAGGAGAGAUCUGCGGGCUUUGGAGACGACGGUAUCUGUGCGUGUGUGCGUUGUCGAGUGUGUUCCCCCGAGAGCUGAAAACCUCCCCCCCUGAGGCCCCCUCGCAACCAGAAGAUACGUUCUCACCACCUGAGUGUGCCCCCCUUUUUGUGCUCCACCGUACCCCAUAUGGCGUGUUUACAUACGCUCAAACAGGAAAUCAGAACAUUGGAGCAAAUCUUCCCAAAAAACCAUGAUAGGUUUCAGAUUGUGUCCGCGAGUGUUGACGAACUGAGCUGCCGCUUCAUCGGCAAGAAUGGCAAAAAGUACGAAAUCCACGCUAACAUUACGGAAACAUACCCAUCAGUGCCACCAGUCUGGUUUGCUGAUUCUGAGGAGACCAGCAUAACAAAUGCCGUACAGAUACUUAGUAACACUGAGGGCCUGGACAAUCAUGUACUCCACCAAGUGGCAAUACUCCUUAGGGAGUUGUGUAGACUUCAUGCUGUCCCCGAACCUCCUGAUGUUGCUAAACUCACCUUUCCAAACCCUCAAAUUACCAAUAGCAGACUUAGUAGUGGGAUGGAACAGAUGGAGGAUGAAGGCUUAGAUAGCGAACAGGACGCGGAAAUGGCUGAUUCGGAUGCUGAAGCUGAUGACAGCGAUGCCGAAGAGGACCUUGGAAUGGAAAUGGACGAUGGUGGUAGGGCCAAGAACGAGGAGAUGGGCGUCGAGCAUUUGGCUACUCUGGAGAGACUCAGGCAAAAUCAGCGAAAGGACUACCUCAAGGGCUCAGUGUCGGGAUCCGUACAAGCCACAGAUCGCCUGAUGAAGGAGCUGCGCGACAUCUUCCGCUCUGAAUCUUUCAAGAGCAAGAUGUACGAGAUCGAAUUGGUCAAUGAGUCGCUUUACGAAUGGAACGUGCGUCUCAUGUCCGUCGAUCCAGAUAGUCCACUCAGCCACGAUCUGGCAUUAUUGAAAGAAAAGGAGGGAAAAGAUGCCAUCCUAUUAAAUAUGCUCUUUAAAGAUACUUAUCCGUUUGAACCGCCCUUCGUACGUGUCGUUCAUCCAAUAAUCUCAGGUGGUUACGUUUUGGUGGGUGGUGCGAUCUGCAUGGAGUUGCUGACUAAGCAGGGUUGGUCGAGUGCGUAUACAGUAGAAGCUGUGAUUAUGCAGAUCUCUGCGACUUUGGUCAAAGGCAAGGCGAGGAUACAAUUUGGAGCGCCUAAGGUAUGUUCCCAGGGACAAUACAGUCUGGCCAGGGCCCAGCAGAGCUUCAAGUCUCUAGUGCAGAUACACGAGAAGAAUGGUUGGUUUACGCCACCCAAAGAAGAUGGUUAAGACUGGUAAAUUGGUUCACCUUAAAUGUCUCCCAAUCAACCUUCCUUUAAGUAAAAACAGCAACUACAAAAAAAAAAUCUAAAAAAGUAUAUAUAUUAUAAAUAUAGUAAUGAUAACCACACACACACACAAACACACACGCGUCUGCGGAUGGGGUGGAAAUUGUUUUCGUCUACUUGUAUCUUUAAUGGAGAAAAGAAAAAGAUUUGUGGAAUUUUACAAAGAAAAAAAAAGUUGUAUCUUAGUGCCUGAACAUGUAAUAAUUCUUCAAAUCCUCGUUCGGAGGCGUUCUUACACGUCACGUUUUUUUUCGCUACGAACAACUGUAAUCGUUAUUAUUAUUAUUUUAAAUAAUAUUUUUUUCGUUUCGAAGGCGAUCGCCUAAUUUACUAUUAAUAAGAUAACAAAUUCAUUCCAUGUUACUUUUUUUUCUCUUUUCAAUUGAAAGCGGACGGUUUUUCGGUUGGGAGAAGAUGCGCUGCUUUUUUUUACGGUGACAAACUAAAACAACAAGAGGGUUGAAUAGGGCUGAUUGAUAAUGAUUUUCGGUAGAUUUGUUUGAUUAUAAUGAUGAUGUUGAAGAUGUAUAUAGGGGGUUAUAUACGACAUAUAUAAAUAUAUAUAUA